Molecule: messenger RNA, 1970 nt
Organism: Carassius carassius (crucian carp)
Lineage: Eukaryota; Metazoa; Chordata; Actinopteri; Cypriniformes; Cyprinidae
Product: gastrula zinc finger protein XlCGF57.1-like
Exons: 3
Coding region: 144-1469 (441 amino acids)
Biological process (GO): regulation of transcription by RNA polymerase II
Molecular function (GO): DNA-binding transcription factor activity; RNA polymerase II cis-regulatory region sequence-specific DNA binding
Source: RefSeq, a predicted model, not a curated record
AGUUCAUUCAAUUCAUUUCACGAAAAGGACUUUUAUUUCGCUCUGGCGAUGUGACGUCAUAAGGCUGCGCGCGCUCCCGCGUCUGUGAUUCAGCUGAAGAAAGAAAAACUCAACUGAGAUCCACGUGACACACCAUUAUAAAGAUGGCCUUUAGUAGCGAGCAGCGUGAAGACAAGAAGAUUGACGAAACAUUUGGUGACAAACAUGAAGAUACUGAGAAACAAACAGAUCUGGAAGAAGAGAGUGAAGAACUGAAUGAAAUGCAAGAUGAUUUUAAAAAACACAAUUUUGUAACUGGAAAAAAAUUAUACAGUCGAUCACAGAUUGACACGACACAGAAUUUGACACGAAAAAGACCUAAAAAUACUGGAAUGAGAUUUCAUUUCACCUGCCAACAAUGUGGAAAGAGUUUUGAUCGACAAGGAAGACUUCAAGUCCACAUGAGAAUUCACACCGGAGAAAAGCCUUACAGCUGCCAACAAUGUGGAAAGAGUUUUGAUCAACAAGGAGAACUUCAAGUCCACAUGAGAAUUCACACUGGAGAAAAGCCUUACAGCUGCCAACAAUGUGGAAAGAGUUUUGAUCGACCAGGAAAACUUCAAGUCCACAUGAGAAUUCACACUGGAGAAAAGCCUUACAGCUGCCAACAAUGUGGAAAGAGUUUCCCUUCAAAGAACCAUCUUAAAAGGCACAUGAUAGUUCACACCGGAGAAAAGCCUUACAGCUGCCAACAAUGUGGAAAGAGUUUUGCACAUAAAAACAAUCUUAAUGACCACAUAAGAAUUCACACAGGAGAGAAACAUUUCACCUGCCAACAAUGUGGAAAGAGUUUCCCUUCAAAGAAAGGUGUUAAAAGGCACAUGAUAGUUCACACUAGAGAGAGGCCUUUCACCUGCCCUCAAUGUGGAAAGAGUUUUGCACAUAAAAACAAUCUUAAUGACCACAUAAGAAUUCACACAGGAGAUAAACAUUUCACCUGCCAACAGUGUGGAAAGAGUUUCUUUCUAAAAAGUUACCUUAAAAGGCACAUGAUAAUUCACACAGGAGACAAACCUUUCCUCUGCCAUCAGUGUGGAAAGAGUUUCAAUGGACAUGGCGGCCUUAAAGUCCAUAUGAGGAUUCACACAGGAGAGCGGCGUUUCACCUGCCAACAGUGUGGAAAUAGUUUCAAUGAAAAAGGAGGCCUUAGAAGGCACAUGAGGAUUCAUACCGGCGAGAAGCCUUUCACAUGCCCUCAGUGUGGAAAAGGUUUUACUCGACAAGGAAGCUUUAACAGGCACAUUAGAAUUCACACUGGAGAGAAGCCUUUCACGUGCCCUCAAUGUGGAAAGAGUUUCACCCUUAAAAACACGCUUAAUGACCACAUAAGAAUUCACACAGGAGAGAAACCUUUCAACUGUCAACAGUGUGGAAAGCGUUUCAUUCAAAAAAGAUACCUUAAUGUCCACAUGAGGAUUCACACAGGAUAGAAGCCUUACACACACUCUCUGUUUGGAAACAGUUUUACUCAACAAGGAAGCUUUAAAAGGCACAUGAGGAUUCAUACUGGAGAGAAGCUUUAAAUUCUCAAACUGUGGAAAAACUCCACAAAACUAAACCUUAGCUAUCACAUGAUCAGUAACACUAGUGAGAAGCUGUUUAUAUUUGAUUAUUGUAGAAAAAACUUCAGAAAUAAAGUAACCCUUAAUGAGGCUUCACACUGGAGCGAGACCUUUCAUGUGUCUUCAGUUUGAAAUGAGUAUCACAAAUCAGAAACGCCAUGAUCAGUAAUAUCACAAAACUUGGUCUAUAUCUAUCACAAUACCUGGGUGCUGAAUUGAUUUUUAUUCUAUCCUAUAUAUGGAUUCUACUAGUAUUUAAAUAUAUUGUGAUUUUUGUUUGCUUUUUUAACACUGACCAUGGGGAAAAGUUGAAUCAUACAGACUGUAUGUGAUGUAUAAGAUGAGUCAUAUUAAAAGCUAUUAAUCACC